Hippocampus zosterae (dwarf seahorse) is the source of this 1134-nucleotide messenger RNA. RefSeq names its product chromobox homolog 3a (HP1 gamma homolog, Drosophila) (gene cbx3a). The transcript is spliced from 5 exons. Gene Ontology annotation, biological process: chromatin organization; negative regulation of transcription by RNA polymerase II. Gene Ontology annotation, cellular component: pericentric heterochromatin; nucleus. Gene Ontology annotation, molecular function: chromatin binding. The record is from RefSeq and is a predicted model, not a curated record. NCBI's taxonomy places the organism in Eukaryota, Metazoa, Chordata, Actinopteri, Syngnathiformes, Syngnathidae. Bases 171 to 704 code for a protein of 177 amino acids.
AACACUACCAUUUGGUUCCCGGAAGUGAAAAUAACGAAGAGCAACGCGCCUUUUCCGUCCAGGCUUCCGUAGGAGGCCAGAAGCUAGCUUGCUUGGCGCCUGUGCGAGUUGGAAUAAAGAAGCUGACCGCGUGUUCACCGUCCAUCGCCGAAUUGUUUUUAGAGGACAGCAUGGGCAAGAAGCAGAAUACCAAGAGUAGGAGGGAUUCUCAGGGGGGGCAGGGCACACAAGAGGAACCUGAGGAAUUUGUGGUGGAAAAAGUUCUGGACCAGCGUAUUGUGAAUGGGAAGGUGGAGUUCUUCCUCAAGUGGAAAGGAUUUACAGAAGCUGACAACACCUGGGAACCAGAGGAGAACUUGGAUUGUCCGGAGCUCAUCAACGCUUUUCUCGAAGCCCAGAAGAACAUAAAGGAGAAGUCGGCUUCUCUGAAGAGAAAGGCGCCCGCGGACGAAACCGAGAUGGAUGCGAAGAAAAAAGAUGCCCCCGAGAAGCCCAGAGGCUUUGCGAGGAAACUCGAUCCAGAAAGAAUCAUCGGUGCGACGGACAGCAGCGGGGAGUUGAUGUUCUUGAUGAAAUGGAAAGACUCUGACGAAGCCGACCUCGUCCCGGCCCGCGAGGCCAACACCAAGUGCCCUCAAGUGGUCAUCGCCUUCUACGAGGAGAGGCUAACAUGGCACUCGUGUCCAGAGGAUGAAGCUCAGUAGUCGCUGCCAGCGGGGGCCGCCUUGCACCUCCUUUAACCACCCACGCCCCCCUUUUUUCCUCAGGACUGACUCUCCUUCGUUGGCCCGGCCUUCUAGUUUUAGCUGUUGUAGGAUUUUUUUGGGAAGAAGGGGUGAGGGUUGUUUAGUCCAUCUUCAAAACGGACCGUCGGAGAUGGCAAUUGUUCCGCACGAUCGAUAUGUCCGCAAAAGUGUUCCAUUUUAAAGAUGCGUUGUUGGCGGCAGUUGCCGCUUGUUCCCAGAAUUGCUUUUGGUUGCGCGUAACGUAUGGUGUCCGCAUGCCGUUUGCUUUCGCCAUCUCGCGGGCAAGUUUUGUCUGUCGUCAUUUUCCUUCUGUUGUUUUGUCACCAUAGUGUUGUUGUUUUUUUUGUGUAAAUAUUGCUUUGACUCCCAAUAAAGUUUUUUUACCAAA